UAGUUAACACAAUUAUUACUUUUUUUAUGUUACAUAAAACCCAACACUUUUUCAAUCAUUUCAUAAAAAAGCAAUUUGUGUUUCAAUUGUGUCGUAAUUUUGCAAAUUUAAUGGAUUUAAAAUAUUUGAGUCAAACAGAAGCAAUUAAAGUAGACGAAGAGCUCUUCUCGGAGUAUGGCUUUAGUGUGGAUCAGUUGAUGGAAUUGGCGGGUCUUAGUGUUGCUACAGCUAUAGCAAAGUCUUAUAGCAAUGUCUACGGAUGUGAUAACCCAACUGUCCUGAUAUGUUGCGGUCCCGGCAAUAAUGGUGGCGAUGGUCUCGUAGCCGCUCGACAUCUCAAACUAUUUGGAUUUGAACCGACAAUAUUUUACCCAAAACCUGGAAAUUCAGAUUUAUUCAAGAAUUUGGUCAAACAAUGCAACAAAUAUGACAUAAAGUUUAUACCAGAUUUGCCGCAACAAAGUCAACAAAUUAAAGACUCUUACAAUCUUAUAGUGGAUGCGAUAUUUGGGUUUAGCUAUAAACCGCCGCUAAGACCACAAUUUGCUGAAAUUUUAACCAAAAUUGUUGAAUCCAAAACAAAUGGUAUUCCUAUAAUUAGUGUUGAUAUACCCAGUGGUUGGCACGUAGAGGAGGGUCCACCUAAUGAUGGCACACCAAUUUUAAAGCCAGACUGUUUGGUUUCAUUGACGGCUCCUAAGAAGUGUGCCCAACAUUUUACGGGACAAUAUCAUUGGUUGGGCGGACGGUUUAUUCCUCCAGAGAUGGCUCAAAGAUAUUCACUUAAUUUAGUCAAAUAUCCAACGACUGAACAAUGCGUUCUUCUCAAUAAAAGAAAUUAAAUUAUUGAUUUGAU
Messenger RNA from Oppia nitens, 856 nucleotides. It is a transcript of the gene Naxe, whose product is annotated as NAD(P)H-hydrate epimerase-like. Gene Ontology annotation, cellular component: mitochondrion. The transcript has 3 exons. The record is from RefSeq and is a predicted model, not a curated record. NCBI's taxonomy places the organism in Eukaryota, Metazoa, Arthropoda, Arachnida, Sarcoptiformes, Oppiidae. Gene Ontology annotation, molecular function: NAD(P)HX epimerase activity. The coding region runs from base 27 to 842 and encodes 271 amino acids.